AUGGUGCAGACGAUUGAAGAAAUUAAAGAGAUUGCCAAGAAGAUCACGACUGUGAAGGAUAAGGCCAACUAUAAUGCAAUUAUAAAGUUAAUCAAGCAACUGGAAAUCCAGAAUGAAGAAGAUCUGGAUGAUGAUACCGUGGAGAAAACGUAUAGAUUUUUGGUGGUAUCAUUAUUUCAAAUAUUCAAAAAGUUGUUUUCUCGUGGAGAUUUGACAUUACGUGUCUCUGAUAAGACUACCCCAGAGUUGAAGCAAUUUAAGCAAUGGUGCAGAAGAACAUAUGAAUCAUUCAAGACAAAGAUGCUAUUAAUAAUAUCCGAUCUAAGAUUGGAAACUUCCUUGGCACUAGAUUCCUUGGAUUUAUAUAUGCAAUUGAUCGAAUUAGAGUCCAUCCAUUUUGCCUCUAAAGUGGAUGCUCCAUUUUUCCCCAAUAAAACAUUGAAAAAUUUGAUGCUUGCCAUUUGGAAAUCAAAUAUAGAAGGUAUGGAAACAAAAACUUCCAAUGGUCAAUCACAAAAUUUCAUUCUUUUGGAGUUUUUGGAAAAAUAUUAUAAACCAUUUGCUGAUAUUCAAUAUUAUGUUCAAUCUGAAUUCAACAACAUUUUAGAUUCUUCAGUACCAUCAUCUGAGAAAGAAUUAUUAUCUCAUAAUGUAUCUAAAUGGUUGACCUUGAUGAACCAUGAUAGUCACUGUUCUAAUGCAAACGUAGAAUUGGAAAUAUAUGUUUCAAACCCUCCGAAGGCCGUGGAAGAUGAAUCCAAAUUUAAAUCGUUCUUUGAAAAAAAUUGGUUAAUUACUUUAAACUUUAACCUAUCCUUGGAACAAUACAAGACCAUUUUAUUAAUUCUCCAUAAAAGAUUAAUUCCACAUUUCCAUACACCUACAAAAUUGAUGGAUUUCUUGACAGAAUCAUAUAACCUACAAUCAUCUGAUUCGAACGCUGGUGUAGUACCAAUACUGGCAUUGAAUGGUUUAUUUGAACUAAUGAAACGUUUCAAUCUGGAAUAUCCAAAUUUUUACAGCAAAUUGUAUCAAUUAGUGACACCAGACUUAAUGCAUGUGAAAUAUCGUGCCAGAUUCUUCAGAUUAAUGGAUUUAUUUCUCUCUUCAUCGCAUCUAUCUGCACAUUUAGUGGCAUCCUUCGUCAAGAGACUAGCUAGAUACACCUUGGAUGCUCCACCGGCGGCCAUUGUCUCAGUGAUCCCAUUUGCCUAUAACAUGUUGAGGAAACAUCCAAAUUGUAUGAUCAUGUUGCAUAAUCCACGUUAUAUAUCGGAUCCCUUCCAAACGGCGGAACAGACUCAAGAAUUAAAUAAAUUGAAGGAAAAUUAUCAUGAUCCUUUUAAUAUUCAAGAGCCUAACCCUGAAUUGACCAACGCAAUGGAAUCAUCAUUGUGGGAGUUAGCAACAUUAAUGGACCAUUAUCAUGCAAAUGUAGCUACUUUAGCAAAGAUAUUCGGACAGCCGUUCAGAAAGAUAAGUUAUAAUAUGGAAGAUUUCUUGGAUUGGAGUUAUGAUUCUUUAUUAAAUGCGGAGUCUUCCAGAAAAUUGAAGAUUUUGCCCACAUUGGAAUUUGAGGAGUUUGAUGCGUUGUUUGAUGAACAAACUAGUGGAGACAAUAGCAAGGAGGGUAUGACUGUAUAUCUACCUGGAGUAGAAUGGUAG
This is a messenger RNA of Naumovozyma castellii, 1665 nucleotides long. RefSeq names its product ribosome biosynthesis protein NOC4 (gene NOC4). The transcript has a single exon. The record is from RefSeq and is a predicted model, not a curated record. NCBI's taxonomy places the organism in Eukaryota, Fungi, Ascomycota, Saccharomycetes, Saccharomycetales, Saccharomycetaceae. The coding region runs from base 1 to 1665 and encodes 554 amino acids.